This is a messenger RNA of Acanthosepion pharaonis, 600 nucleotides long. The record is from the annotation of a GenBank genome assembly. Lineage: Eukaryota; Metazoa; Mollusca; Cephalopoda; Sepiida; Sepiidae.
AUGUUAAUAUCUAUCUAUCUAUCUAUCUAUCUAUCUAUCUAUCUAUCUCCCAAAGUCACUGUCAUUCCAGUCCACAUGGUUGGCCAUCCCGGGCGCCGCUUGAGCACUCAAUGUGCCCAGCAGAAUGUCCUUAUCGAAGCCACUCCGUCGCAUGAUAUGCUUGAAGUAACGGAGCUUCGUCGGUACCAUCUUCUCUCUCAAUACGCGCUUUGCGAUGAUCUCCGAGGGGUUCAGGCCAAUUGCGUCUGGACUAUCUUCACAUUCUUGGCAUAUGAGUGGCUGGUCUGCUUCUCUGACUCUGGGAAUGUGUCGUCUCAGCGUGCUGCCUGGAAAAUGGACGUUGGCGUGACUUGCCGUCCGCCGGUCUCUCCGAUAAAGCUGCUUUUUUUUUCUUCUCUUCACGUGCGCGUCUUCUUUUUGGCUGCUGAUUGGCUGCUUUUGACCAAUCACGUUGUUUCUUUUAUGUGCUAUCUUACUGGGUCUGAAUCUAUUUUUAGACUUCGCCUACGCGUAUUUCUAUGCGUGUCUGCUUUGGAUUCUGUUGUGGGAGUGGGGAAUAACGUAUAUCUGUGGGCUUGCAUUCGUCACAGGCGGUUCUGA